GUUCGCUCCUCCGUCCCGCGGACUACGAAUGCGGUAGGUAGGUAAGUUGAGAGUGCAGCGUCUAAUCAUUUAGCCUGACGAUUGCUCGCAAGCAUCAGAAAAAAACAAAAAGGAUCAUGUCUGUCACCUCUUCACUCGCAGCUUAACCUCUUCUUUACCGACUCGCAGAUUCUGCCCAGCUCGGUAGUUGGCUACACUUGUCUUCCUUGUGGCUGUCUCGCUGCUCACUCUCCAGAUUCCCACAAUGGGUGAUAUGGGCUCCUCUCGAAUCGAAAGAUUACAUACCAAUGACUUGGAAUUGGGUGCUACAGAAGCUGUUCAACAACACUUUGCCCGUCACGUCGUUGCUUCCAAGCCCGUCUCGCAGCGGAAACUCAACUUUGAACAUUCCAGACCGAGAUGGUUGAGAGAAUGCAUGGCUGAAGCAACUGGAGUGUUUUUUUAUGUCUUUGCGGGAAUUUCUGCUACGACGGUCUUUACUAUCAAUCAAGAAAAUGCCGCGCUUGGAAGUAUUUUCCAAAUUGGCGCCGCAUUCGCCCUCGGCAUCGCCUUCGCCAUAAUAACCUGCGCCUCGACAUCCGGCGGCCACUUCAACCCGGCAAUAACCAUCUGUUUCGCAAUCUGGCAAGGUUUCCCCUGGCGCAAAGUUCCCCACUACAUUUUCAGUCAAAUCCUCGGAGCAUUCAUAGCAGGUAUACUCAUGAUGGGCAUGUAUCACCAACAACUCUCCGAAUUCGAAACUUCGUUAAGGGAAGCGGGACAUGUGGGAUCGAUGGUGUUUAAUGGUGGACCAGCGAGUGUAUUGUGUUCGAUACCGAAUGGGAAUCAGACGAAUUUGGGAUAUUUGUUUUUUAUAGAGUUUUUUGUGGAUGCUUAUAUUGGCAUAAUAAUCUGGGCAGUCCUCGACCCCGCGAACCCCUUCGUCUCCGCCUCCUCAGCGCCCUUCGCAAUCGGCCUCGGCUACGCAACAAUGAUAUGGGGCUGGGCACCGGCCACAAUCUCGACAAACCUAGCACGCGAUUUAGGCACAAGAAUCGUGGCAGCAAUAUUCUACGGCGGGGAAGUUUUUUCUUUUCAUAAUUACUCGUGGAUUGCGAUUUUGGUGAAUAUUCCUGCGACAAUUUUCGCGACGGCGUAUUAUGAGUUUUUGAUGAGGGAUAGUUUGCGGAAGAUUGGGAAAGGGGCGGCGUUGCAUGAGCAUGGGGAGGAAGGGUUGGCUUUGCAUUUGACCAAGACGGAGAUUGCUACCGAGAGGGGGAUGAUGAAUGCUGCUGCUGCGGCGGCUGCUGCUUCUGCGGCGGAGGAGGGAGCGGAAGAGAAGAUGCGAUAGGGGGUGUCAGUUUUCUAAACUGCUGCUAGCUAUCGCACCAUUAUGCAAAUUAUACAAUGAAAGAAAGGGAAUCGUUCCUUCCGGCUACGGCAAUGGCGCAGUCCACCGAGCACUGCACAUCCAUCCACUUCAAAAGUGAGUGUGAAGCCCCUCCCUAGUACGGCGAAUUGACAAUCUCAUUUCUACUGAGAUAGCUCCCUCUUCCCUUGGCUCGUUUGGGCGUGGCCAUGAUACUCUCUCGCGUGGGUCUCUGUAGUGCCGCCCUCCGCACCAUGUCGACCUCGUUGGGGAGAGCGACGACAAUAUUCUUGUCGCUGCCAAACCGGAAAUUGUCGGCCUUGACCUCCUCUGCGUAUCGCUUGAUGUGGUAAGGAUCUUUCCGGCCCGCAAGCACCUUCUUCAGUGACCACGUGACGAUGAAAGGACCCGUGGCCGUGAUGAUCGUGGUCUCGUCUUUGCCUUCACCCGUAUUGAACCGGGCGGGCGUGAAAGCCAUGCCGGUGCCAGUCUCGUGCUGGAACUGCGCAAUGUGUUGAGGUGUCAAACCAAGGCGUCUGGGCAGUGGCUUGUGAUCCUUGGAGAAAGGCUUCUCGAAGCCGAGUUUGCCUGCGUAUUUACUCCCUUCCUUCUGCUCCGCGUCGAUGAGAAGCAAAUAUGUGCGAGUCGUGGCCAGCACCCAUCUACCAUCCGCACUGACAUCAAGACCGAUGAUGGGGUCGCCCAGUGCCGGGAGUGCAGUCUUCGCGUUGAUGCCGAGUCGGUCAAACAUGCGAAUGUCACCCUUGUUCGACGCGACGGCAAUGUAGCCCUGCUCAGUGGUUGCAGCCGCAGAGAAAUCAUUCUUGCUGACAUACUGCUUGAGCUCAGAGUCGACAAGCUUGUUGCCGCUCAAUCGAGGAUCUACACGAUAGAGUGCGUUCUUGGAGAGACCCAGGAAAGUCUGUUCGCCCGUAGUCUGCGCGAACUUGUUCUCCGGCGCGAAGAUGUUGAUCGGGAUAUCGUCGUGCACCUUCCACUCAUCCACCACCUUGCCGACCUCCAGGUCCAUGCGGUAAACGCUGUUGGGGUCGUCCGGGUUCUGCAACACCAUGUUACGAUCUUGUGCGUGGAGCAUGACCUUUGAUGGCGCGAACUUCUUGCCCUUGAGGUUGGCGACGUUAUUGAUACUGGUGUUGAAUUCGAGCUUGUUGUCUUCAGUAUGCUUGAAGACGCCAAUCUUGUUGCCUCGCACCACAAAGGAGCGGUCCACGUUUGCGCCCACAGCAAGCUGACUGUUGACAUUGCCGUCAGCGUCGAGGUUGACCGGAUCGUCCUCGUCCUCAUCCGAAUCAUAGUCGGGUUCUGAGUGGCGAUCUUGAGCGUCUUCAAAUUCAUCUUCAUCUUCUUCCUCCUCCUCGUCUUCCUCGGCAGCUUCACGCUCUCGUGCAUCGUCAGCGGCAUCUUCAAUGACGAGGUCAUUAAAAGCGUCCAAAACAUAGUCUCGCUCGGCGUCUUUGACCGCUUUGGCCCAUUUGGCCUGGUUGAGAUGUUCCCACAGUGCUUGCAUCAAGCCCUCCUGAAACCUCUCUUCCGUCUCGCGAUCUUUGAACUUGAGCAACCACGAGUAUGCAGAGCCAUCUUCGGUGUAGUGAUUGAAGAUGAAGCUAAGAUACUCAAAGUUGAAGACCGGGUUGAUGUCUGGUGUGACUUGUUGUCCCAACCACUGCUGCUUCUCGCCCGAAAUCUGCAGCCAGUAUGUCCAAUUGCCCGUUUCUGUCACUAUGACUUGCACAUUUUCGUCUUGUAAGAUGAAGGUGCCCGAGGUGAAGUCGAACAGAUGCAGCUCGGCGUCCUCAUCGGCGAGCGUCUCGGUCGCAGUGGGUACAGAUCGUGGCGCGGGCGCCUUCGUCGGCGUCUGCUGUGCGACGUGUGCAGGCACGACCGCCUUCUUAGUUGAAUCGCGCACCAUGAUCGCUUUCGGCGUCGCCUUGCUCGGUGUGGCGUAUUGUGGCUCUGUAAGGCGCUGUGCGUUGGGUGAUAAAACCUUUUGUUGAUUCGGUGCGGGGCUUGUCGACGGACUGGCGGUGGGGAUCUCAGGCUCGUCGUCGAAAGAGAAUUCGUCUAGGUCGCCUUCGGUGGCGUACUGAUGACUGCGACGGUACUUUCGCUCGAACUGACACUGCGCUGCAACGAGCUCAAAGGUAGUUGCCGACUCGGGCCUCGUGCUCUCGUCGCAAACAAAUUCGAAGAGAUCUCCCGAGUCGCCCGACAGAUCUCGCCACGCAACAACGACAGCACCGUUCUCCUUGAGAUCGACGCGCAGGUGCAGGCUCUCGUCGAGAAGGAAGAUCUUCUCGUCCUUGUCCUCGAGCGUCGCAACCGCGCCGUCCUGUCCGCCUUCGUCUUCGAGCAGUUCCUCCUCGCCUUCCUCGUACGCGCGCUGAAUCACCAGCUGGUAGUGGAACUCUUGGCCGGUGCGGCGGAUGUAGGCGGCGGCGUCUCUGAAGAUGAGCUCCGAGUAUCCCUUGGGCGAGCGUGGACGAACAAUGUAGAGCUGUCCCUGGGGAAUGUCGGCCACGUUCUCUUUGUCGCCUUUUCCAAACAGGUAUCCGGUCAGGGACUUAAUGGCGAACAUGUCGUCGUGUCGUGGAGCGGGGGGGCGGUGGUGUUGGCAGCAUGUCGGAGGUGUC
Molecule: messenger RNA, 3999 nt
Organism: Sphaerulina musiva SO2202
Lineage: Eukaryota; Fungi; Ascomycota; Dothideomycetes; Mycosphaerellales; Mycosphaerellaceae
Product: glycerol uptake facilitator
Exons: 5
Coding region: 245-1330 (361 amino acids)
Biological process (GO): glycerol transmembrane transport; water transport
Cellular component (GO): plasma membrane
Molecular function (GO): water channel activity; glycerol channel activity
Source: RefSeq, a predicted model, not a curated record